Messenger RNA from Drosophila rhopaloa, 1766 nucleotides. It is a transcript of the gene Ugt36A1, whose product is annotated as UDP-glucosyltransferase 2. NCBI's taxonomy places the organism in Eukaryota, Metazoa, Arthropoda, Insecta, Diptera, Drosophilidae. The record is from RefSeq and is a predicted model, not a curated record. Gene Ontology annotation, molecular function: UDP-glycosyltransferase activity.
GAGCAGAUGCAUUGUGCAGGAACUGCACUCUCCAAUCAGAAACCACAACAAACACUUUGAAUUACCAUAACUUUUGGAAUAACACUGAACAAUGGCAGAUAAGGUUAUCGGAUCCGAACGUUGGGUAACCGAUUCAUUCGGUGGAAAAGUACGGAACGAUGACGACGUGGGUGAGCAGCGGAGUGUUAAUUGGAUUUCUAUGGCUUCUGGGGAUUCCCACGCCGAUAUUCGGUGGAAAUGUUCUGGCCGUUUAUCCGCACUUUGGUUUCAGCCACUUCAAAGUGGUGAUGCCGAUACUGAAUGAGUUGGCCAAGCGUGGACAUGACAUCACAGUGAUCUCGUAUGUGAAGAAUCCCCAAGCGAAAGGCUUUCCCAACUACGAGGAACUGCUGAUCUCGGCGCCUGGAGAGGAUCAGUCGCGGACUACCAUCAAUUUGGUUCCCCUCACGGAAAAUACUCCCACCCGAUCCCUGGGAGUACUUCGGGAAUAUAUAGCGCUGCAUGAUGAGGGUCAGGAGACGUGUGAGCACCUCUUCGCCAGUGGACACAUUGAAAGGGUCAUCGAAAGGCACCAAGCCAAGCCCUACGAUCUACUACUCACUGAGUACUUCAACUCAGAUUGCCAACUGGCCUUGGCCAAGUUAAUGAAUCUCCCAAUCAUCGGGUUGAGUACGUGUGCACUCAUGCCCUACUACUACGAUCGCAUCGAUCUGCCAGAUACACCUGCCUUUAUACAAUCGGAAUUUGUGGGCUUUGCCGGGCAACUGAAAUGGCAUGAGCGCUUACUUAACUUUAUUCAAGCCAAGUUAUUAAAGUUCCUCUACAAAUACCACUCAAAUGCGGCUGACAACGAACUAAUACGAAAGUAUCUUGGAGUGGAAAUAGACGUGGAGGAAGUGGCUCGCACCCAAACAGCUUUUAUUUUCGGAAACCAACACUACUCCUUGAUGGGAAGUCGCCCCCAAUCCCUGCAGUUCGUGGAAGUUGGCGGGGUGCACAUCACUCCAAAGGCGGAAAAGGAAUUACCAGAGAAUAUCACCAAUUUUCUCAGUCAGUCAAGCGAUGGAGUCAUCUUUAUAAGCUGGGGCUCCAUGGUUCGGGCUUCAAGCAUCGAUGAAGAUAAGCUAAAAGCCAUACUGGAAGUUCUAAGAAAUCAGCCCCUAAGAGUAAUUUGGAAAUGGGAGGCAGAUGAGACUCCAAAAACAGAUUCAUCUAAAUUUCUUUUUGUGAAAUGGGCUCCUCAACUAGCUCUUCUUUGUCACCCCAAAGUAAAGUUGUUUUGGGCCCAUGGCGGCUUACUUGGAACUACGGAAUCGGUUCAUUGCGGCAAACCCAUGCUAGUCACUCCAAUUUACGGAGAUCAAUUCCUAAAUGCAUUUUCUGUACAAAAUCGAGGAAUGGGACUAAAGUUGGACUAUGAAGAUAUUAACCAACCAAACCUAAGGAAAGUUUUCACUGAGCUGAGUAAAGAAAGUUACGCCCUACGAGCUCUUCAGAUCUCAAAGAUCUUUAAUCACCGCCAGAAUACUCCUCUGGAUUCGGCCAUUUGGUCGGUGGAACAUGUGAUCCAACAUGGAUUAGUUUCUGCCGAACUUCUCCAAUCCCCAGGCAUAGAACUUAAUGGAUUUAUCUACCACUCACUGGAUAGUGUAGCCCUGAUUUUGAUCCCUGCAAUUCUUCUGAUCAUCACCUUAAGCUACUUUUGCAGAAGAUUCCCAUCUACGUCUGCCAAACAGAAACUUGGCAGAAAACCAAAGAGAUCUUAG